AUGUCAAUUGAAUAUGAUGAGAAGACCAAGGCCUCCGCCGAGCUGGCCGCCGAGGAAAGCAACAGCAACCAUGGUGAAAUGGUCAACGCUUCUGGUCACAAACAGGAGCUCGAGCGCAACUUCAGCCUGUUGAGCAUCUGUGCCGUCGCCGUGACUACAGGUAACACAUGGAUUGCUCAAGGUGGUAGUGUGAUCACUGCAUUGAGUAACGGUGGACUGGCUGGAACUAUCUAUGAAUUUAUUGUCGUAUCCAUGUGCUACUGGCUUGUCGCUGCCUCUAUCGCUGAGUUGGCCUCUGGUAUGCCCUCGUCGAGUGGUGUCUACCAUUGGGCAACUAUUACCGCUGGUCGAUAUGGUCGCGUCUGUGGUUUCUUCGCUGGGUGGUGGAAUUGUCUGGCCUGGAUUCUAGGUGCUGCCUCGAUGUCCUUGAUCAUGGGUCAACAGGUCGUCGCUAUGUAUGCACUCAUGCACCCUGGCUUUGAGCCCGCAACCUGGAACACCUUCGUCGCCAUGUUGCUUUGCACCUGGACCUGCUGUUGUAUCGUGCUGUUCAUGAACCGCUUCUUGCCCAUGAUUGGUAACUUGGGAAUGUUCUUCAUCUUGUCCGGUGUCUUUAUCACAAUCAUUGUCUGCGCUGUGAUGCCCCAUGUCAAUGGAAACCCUUACCGAUCGAACUUUGAUGUAUGGGGCUAUUUCGACAACCAAACUCAGUAUACCCAAUCAGGCUUUGUUUUCGUCAUGGGCAUGCUCAACGGCGCCUAUAGUGUCGGCACCCCCGAUUGCUCGACUCAUUUGGCUGAAGAGAUCCCCAACCCUAGCCGCAACAUCCCCAAGGCCGUGCUCGCCCAAAUGGUUUGUGGCUUUAUCACCGGUAUCUGCUACAUGAUCGCCAUCUUCUACUCCAUCCAGAAUCUCGACGACGUUCAGAACUCUCCGCUGUUUCCUCUCGCGGAGAUCUACCGCCAGGCUACUGGUACCAGCAGUGGUGCCGUCGGUCUUCUGGUCAUCGCCUUCAUUCCUACCAUGAUCACUGCCGCCGGCUGCUACAUCACCGCCGGUCGCACUCUGUGGACCAUCUCUCGUGAUCGCGCGACUCCGUUCCCCAACUGGCUUGGUCACAUUAACACCCGAUUCCAGAACCCCUUCAACGCUACUCUUAUCUGUGGCUGCACGGUCACUGUUCUAGCUUGUAUCUAUAUGGGAUCUUCGACCGCUUUCCAGGCUUUCGUCGGAUGCUUCGUUCAACUGUCUAGUCUGUCAUACUUCAUGGCGAUCUUCCCUCAUAUCUUAAGCCGCCGUUCUUCCUUUGUUCCCGGUCAUUUCUUCAUGAAAAGCAAGAUUGGCUUUGUUGUGAACACUCUCGCUUGCAUCUACAUUAUUGCUUUCGCCAUCAUCUUCUGCUUCCCCUUCGACACCAAUCCUACGGCCCAGACCAUGAACUACGCUAGUCUGAUGACCGGUGGUCUGUCUAUCUUUGUUGCCAUCUGGUGGUUCGUCCGCCAGGGUUCAUACGAGGGACCGAAAAAACAUCCCCAUCACCGACAAGCAUGUCCUCGCUGA
This is a messenger RNA of Penicillium manginii, 1560 nucleotides long. RefSeq lists its product as uncharacterized. The transcript has 2 exons. Gene Ontology annotation, cellular component: membrane. Bases 1 to 1560 code for a protein of 519 amino acids. Gene Ontology annotation, biological process: transmembrane transport. NCBI's taxonomy places the organism in Eukaryota, Fungi, Ascomycota, Eurotiomycetes, Eurotiales, Aspergillaceae. Gene Ontology annotation, molecular function: transmembrane transporter activity. The record is from RefSeq and is a predicted model, not a curated record.